AUGGGAGGUGAGGAGGAGAGAAGAAAACUGCUGAAGAGUGACGUCACAAUCCAGGUGGUGCGAGGUGGAGCCACACAAAAAGUGACGGGAGUCCUGCUAAGGUCAGGUGGACGCCCUCAUCUCAGAAGAGGGAGGGAGCGUCGUGCUCACCUGGUGCAGGCAGGGCGGAGCUUGAUGGCGUUUUUUGUAGGACUCUUGCUUGUGUCUCUCUAUGGAGCCAUGACUCUUUUCCUUCAGAACCAGCCGCUGUGGUUCUGUGUCUACAGCACGGUGGCUUUGGCCGGGUUGGUAGCAUUUGGUAUGGGCCUGUCAGCGGGCGUUCGGACUGAUGUCAUGGUGAUGCUCCCAUCCAUGUGCUCAGCCCGCGGGCGGAACCUCCUCCUCCUCCUGUUUGUGUCGGUUCUGAUCUCAGGUCCAGUAAAGAACACGAUGGAGAACAUGGAGCGAGCUGCUUCCAGCCUGGUGUGUGGCGCUGAGCUGGCAGCCAAUCAAACACAAGAACUGAUGCAGCGAGCAGCCACGCCCUUCUUGUCUGUAAUCGAUAAAGUCAGAAAGAUCAGCAGCAACGCUUACGCCAUCAAAGGAAGAGUCCAGAACUUCAUCAGCGCUCUGACAGAGAGCGUCCGCCAUGUUGCUCGAACCCUGAGAAAUGUCCUCCACUUCCUCGUGGACAUUGGAGACAUCUGUAAUGACAAACUCGGCACUCCGUACCGAAAGUGUCGGGCCGUCUUUGCCGAGGCUCGAAGCGACUGCAAUAAUCUCCUGGGAGAAUUCAACUUCCUGUGUGACAUCGUGGACGGCUUCCUGCCGCUCUGCAACAUCGCUCGUGUGGGGGAGUUUUUCUGCAUCAUCCCAUCCUACGUCGCCGCCCACCUGAAACAACGGCUGGCAGAUCCCACGGUUGCUGCAUUCAAGAAGAUGAUGCAGGAGUUUGACUUCAACAUCACCUCGUCUGUGCGGUACAACAUGGACGCCAACAGCAGCAGCUCUUUGCAGCAGGUUUCUCAGGAAAUCAUGGCUGAGAUCUCAUCAGACUUGCAAAUGUUUGAGAAGCUAAGAAACCCGCUGAUGUACGGAGGUCUGGUCCUGUUGGGCCUCAGCUUCCUGAGGGCAGUCCAGUACAGACGCCGGUACCUCCGAAAGCUCAGCUUCGACAACUUUUACAUCGACUCUCAGUUUAAAGAUCUGGACCAACAUAUGACCUUAGAGGGCGGAGCUUCAGUCCUGCCACUCACACGCAGGGAGGCCAGGACCUACAUCACACCUCUGUCGUUUCAACUGUCUCACAAGGAGAGACGAGCUGUGCUGGUGGGUGUGGUCUCCGUCUUCAAGCACCUGAUGAUUGGCUGCCUGCUGGUGGCACUGGACUUCCUGGUGUUCUGGAUCCUGGAUCAGGUGUACCACCAGGUGAAGGGGGACGUGUUCACCCGAGCUCCAGUCUCAGUGGCGAUCCGAGUGAAUGGAUCUGGAUACGCUUCGGACAUCUUUAGAGACCUGGUGGCCUCGUUCAACAUCCUGCAGGGAGGAAACAUCACAGUGAUCAGCAGGAAGUGUCUGAUGGAACUGUCAGAACCGAGCUACACCUCAUGCUUUCUCCUUGGGUUCCUGUCGGGUCUGGCUCUGCUCCUGUCUCUGACUGGAGGAUACAUGCAGCGCUGCAGACGGCUCAUCUGUGCCUGGUAUCAUCCAGAGAGAGAGCGGGAGAGGAUCCGCUUCCUCCACCAGCAGAUCCUGAAUCAGCGGAGGGCAGUGGGCCGAGUCCUGAGGAUGUCUGCUCUCAGAAACCAGGCUGACCGGGAGGAAGCAGGAGCAGCAGGAUGCCUUCAUACGCUGCUGACGAGGUUACCUGGAGGAAGAGUUCUCCUGCCUCACCUGCAGGUCCUAUUGUCCCCCGUCACCUGUCUGACCUGUGGAGACGUCCUCAGGUCAAAGGAUGAGGACACAAUUACCUGUGAUGUCCCAAAGUGUUCAGGUGUGUACUGUCGGCCGUGUUUCCACAAUUUGGGCAAUAAGUGUGUCAUCUGCAUACGACCUCUGACCUUCGAGGAAGACUGUGAGGAGGAACUAGACUCCAGUGACGACGAGCAGCUGAAUCUUUGGUCUGCAGCUCCAAAGUCGCCUGACAUGACUGACAGCUGCUCCAGGAUCCUGAUGAGGAGGAGGAUCUCUACACCAACACACAGAAGACCAGUGGAUCACUCUGCCAGGGGAGUCAGAACUGAUGGGAACGAUGGAGGACAGACAGACAGCAGCACAGACUCUGAACUCAGUGAGGCAGACGUGACGUUCCAGGAGCAACUCGAGCCCAAUGACAGCAACACCUACCUCUCCACCUUUACAUCAGAAGACUUCCACAUCCAGGAUGAAACGCUCGUCUCCGUCUGCGUUCACACACCGGAUCAUCCUUCAGACCUCCACAACCUUCCAGAACCUUCUCCCAAACGCUGAACCAGCACAGGUCUGAUUGACCUAAUGGAAUUCAACCAUCUAAAACAAAAUAACUAAUUCUGUAAAAUAAAACCUCAGACCACUCUU
This is a messenger RNA of Nothobranchius furzeri (turquoise killifish), 2535 nucleotides long. It is a transcript of the gene dcst2, whose product is annotated as DC-STAMP domain containing 2. Gene Ontology annotation, cellular component: membrane. NCBI's taxonomy places the organism in Eukaryota, Metazoa, Chordata, Actinopteri, Cyprinodontiformes, Nothobranchiidae. The record is from RefSeq and is a predicted model, not a curated record.